Molecule: messenger RNA, 2319 nt
Organism: Nomia melanderi (Alkali bee)
Lineage: Eukaryota; Metazoa; Arthropoda; Insecta; Hymenoptera; Halictidae
Gene: TSG101
Product: tumor susceptibility gene 101
Biological process (GO): protein modification process; protein transport; endosome to lysosome transport
Cellular component (GO): ESCRT I complex
Molecular function (GO): ubiquitin binding
Source: RefSeq, a predicted model, not a curated record
ACGAUAGACAGGAGUGGGCGGAGAACUGUUGCGUGCAAUUGUGUAUAAUAUGUUUGGCAACCUACAAAUUUUAAAAUACUCGCCAAUAUUAGCAGCAUUGGUUACCUACGAUUGUAGGCUUUCAAUUGUUUUUUAUAUUCUCUGACUGUGAACCAUAGGAAAGUCAUACUGUCAUGAUCUAUGGAGUGUAAUUGCGGGUGACAGCUGAAUGAAUUCCAGUUACUGUGCAGUACUGUGAGAAAGAGGAAGUUGCGCUCCAGUUGAAGUGAAUUGUAAUCAUUGUUUGGUUAUGUUUGCGUAGCAGAGAAAGAACUAAUGCACCAAAUAUUCUUGUGUCGAGGAAAAUAACUAUAAUUGGUUAAUAAAUCGAUUCAUAAAGUGCUGAGAAGUAAAAUUACAAACAAACUGUCGUUUGGUAGAGCAAAAAUUUAGUUUGUUACUCGUAAUUGAAGCGGAGACGUUAAAUUUUGUUUAUUUUUUCCUGCAGUUUACAUUAAAACAGUUGGUUAAAUGGUGAAAAUGACACCACUAGAUGAGGGAAAAAUAAGGCAAGGUUUAGCAAAGUAUCAGAAUCCAGAGACAACCAAAAAGCAUGUUCAGAUAGUUCUGAGUCUUUACAAAGGUUUAAUGUCUACAGUUGAACCAUUUGUGUUCAAUGAUGGUUCACGUAAAGAUUUAUUGAACUUGCGAGGGACAAUACCAGUCUCUUACAAAGGCACAUGUUACAACAUUCCUGUAUGUAUAUGGCUUAUGGAUACGCAUCCUAACAAUGCACCUAUGUGCUAUGUUAAACCUACAGCUGAUAUGGCUAUUAGAAUCAGCGAAUUUGUUGACCACAAUGGAAAAAUUUAUUUGCCUUACCUACACGAUUGGCUGCCACAUUCAUCUGAUUUGAUUAGUUUAAUUCAAAUAAUGGUUGUAACUUUUGGAGAUAAACCACCUGUAUAUACUAAGUCGAAAAAAGACGUUAUACCAAGUUCUACUCCAUAUCCUGUGCAACCUUUCAUGCCUAUGCCUGGAAGUGCUGGUCAUGUGCCUGGCCAGUCUGACUUUCAAUAUCUACCAAACUCUCAGUAUCCAGGUGGGAAUAAUGUGUAUCCUCCAUACAUGCCUACUCCAUCCUCUGGAUACUCAUUUCCAGGGUAUGGGUCUUAUGGUGGGACUGCUUCAAAUUAUCCAGCACAAGGCUAUGGUUCUUAUCCAUACCCACCAAUAACUCAACCUUCUGCUGUAGUACCUGGUACUGCUGGUGGGUCAGGUACAAUAACAGAAGAGCAUAUCAGAGCAUCUCUAUUGUCAGCUGUAGAGGAUAAGUUAAAACGAAGACUCAAAGAACAAUUCUCGCAACUAUUAGCCGAGUUAGAAACAUUACGUCGAACGCAACAGGAACUCACUACCGGAUCCACGCAUCUUAACGAUUUGUUUGACAGAUUAAAGAAAGAGAAAGUUGAACUCGAGAAAAAUAUAACUAUACUUCAAGACAAAGAAGCGGAAUUAGAAAAAGAGAUUGGCAAGUUAUCCGAUAAUCAGUCAAUAGAUGUUGAUGAAGCUGUUACUACGAUUGCACCCCUUUAUAAACAAAUGUUGAAUGCGUUCGCGGAAGAAGCUGCCACGGAAGAUGCAAUAUAUUACCUCGGUGAAGGUUUACGUUGUGGUAUCAUAGAUUUGGAUGCAUUCUUAAAGCAAGUCAGACAACUUUCACGCAGACAGUUCAUGCUUAGAGCGCUCAUGCAACGUUGUCGCCAAAAAGCGGGACUAGCUGGUUAAAUAAUUUGUUUUCGAUUUAUACAACGUUACGCUAUUUAAUAUUUUAUUUUAUUACAAGCGAUGCAUACAGAAAAGAAAUAUAUAAAUGUCAUGAUAAACAGAGGAAAUAUGAAUAUAUUAAAGAGGCAAGAGGAUAUCAUUUUGCAAGUCCAGAGAAUCUUUUGUGUGGAUUGUAUACUAUGCAUCAGCAUAUUUUUUGUUUCAUGUUGUUCACAUUUUGUUCAUAACAAAACAUUGGAUGAAUACAAAACUUUGAUGUGCAAAAUGAAACAAAAAAUAUUAUUCACUUAUAUAUAGAUAUAUGUAAACAGUAAAACAUUUAAGUAUUGUGAAUUAUGUAAGCAGAAUUGUUUAACGAAAUUAUAUUUCUAAAUACAAUAUACUCAGAACAACUGUAAAAAAUCUAUACUUUUAAAUUGAUUUGUUUUUAUAUUAUAAUAGAAUUAUGUACCUCGAAUAGCAAUUUUAGAUAUUAAGACAUACAAAUGCUUAUGUACUGUGUGAUAAAUGUAUAAAUUAAUCACUGCAUUGCACAUUUUAGUAAAAAUACAU